Messenger RNA from Amphiprion ocellaris (clown anemonefish), 929 nucleotides. RefSeq names its product neuropeptide FF-amide peptide precursor like (gene npffl). Bases 160 to 546 code for a protein of 128 amino acids. Lineage: Eukaryota; Metazoa; Chordata; Actinopteri; Pomacentridae. The record is from RefSeq and is a predicted model, not a curated record. The transcript has 3 exons. Gene Ontology annotation, molecular function: neuropeptide hormone activity.
CACCACCACUGAAGUUAGCCAGGAUACAGCACAAAGAGGACACUAACCCCAACCAGGACGAGCUCGUCUUUAACCUUCGAAGCUUACUCGGACAGCCAACAUCUUCUUCUUCAUCCUUUGUCAUCAACUUUUAUCUGACCCUCUGUCCAGCCUGAGACCAUGGACGCAGCUGCAGCGGCGACUCUUCUGGCUGUGGUUAUGGCGAUGGCUGGCGUCAGUCAGGCUCUUCACAUCCAAGGCAGUCUGGACAAAAAUGACAUUAUGCCUGGCAGCUCAGAGGAGAACAUGGCCGACCGCCUGCUGGGGCUGGAGAGUGAGAACAGAGAUAGCAGCGUGGAGGAUCGUCUGCUGGCCUCGGUGCUGAGAGCUCUGCUGCUGGGAUCCCAGAGAGAAACCAGGAACUCGGUUCUCCAUCAGCCACAGAGGUUUGGCCGUGACUCCAGAGGACCCAUACUGUCAGAUGAACAGAUACAUUCUCGUGACUGGGAGUCUGCCCCCGGUCAGAUCUGGAGUAUGGCCGUGCCCCAGAGAUUUGGCAAGAAAUAACGUGACAGACACAUCCACACAUCGCUGUCCUGGUUUGAGGCCAAGCAGUGGGCACAUGUGGAGAGACUAAAUUUCAAUGAAUAAAUCUGAAUUGUAUUAUAAAAGUCUCUCAUUCCUUUCAGUUCUGUUCUUGCCCAUUAGGCCUGACAUGACACCUGGCGUUCAGUGAAAGACAACACUAGCUUCAUCUUACAGCUGUUUUUCCUGAUUUCUGACACUGAAGAGCAUGCUGAUUGGUGCCUAUUGAGAUUUUCCCAGCAGGUCUUGUCUUCUCUGACUUAAAUGUGAUCGAGGACCAAGUGUGUUUGCUGUAAAUUGUUUUGCUACAGUUUUUGUUAUUGUUCAGUUCACUGAUCAAAUAAAAGAGCUUUAACAUUGAAAAA